GUAGAAGGUAGGUCGCCUGAAUGACCUGAAAUUAACACGCCGUACAAAAUCUGACUCUAUAUUACCCUUCGGUUAAUAAUUUAGGGAACAACAAAUGAAUUCAGAGCGAUGAGCGUUACCUAACAUUUCUGCCAGGGAACGUAAACAUGGAGUGGGGUUGCGUUACGCUGCCCUCGUGUGUGAAGAAAGAGAAACGCUAGGUGCGUAGUGUGACCAGGGAAAUGUUACCUUUCUCAGGUAGCAUGCGCAUCGUAUCGUUGUCCCCGAGUUGUAAAUGUGAUAGCCAGCAUUCGAUACGGCUCAGAACACGGAACAUUCAUGGAGGACAGACACGGCUUGCUUACCCAGCAUGCAGCAGGAGCUGUGGCUUAGGGCCAGAGCUCAGGUGUUGUCCUCCCUCUCGUCCGUGUGUGCCAUGCGAGCAGCCUCAGACCCCCACCCCCACCCCCACCCCCUCAGGACCACAGAGGGCGGCCAGAUAAGUGGGUCGUACCCCAGCGUGCCCAAUGGUAUAGCGGGUGCAGGAGACAACCACCCCCACUCUCACCCCCACGGGCCUCCCUUCCACAGCUCCCCCAGGCCAGGCCACGUCAGGUCACGGACAUCCGGCCACACCUUGGCCCACGCUAACAAUCAUCAUCAUCAUCAUAGAGAUGCUGCAGGCAGUGAUGGCCUCCCAGACGGAUUCCAGCUCCUUCAUAACCCCCCUAAGGUCGUCAGGAGUCACCAGGAGCUUCACAAGGAGCUGCUGCUCGCACACAAAAAGCGGGGCAGGGAUCUGGUGGUGGGCAGCAGGCCGGAGCUGCACAUGGUGUUGGAGAGGAGGAAGAAGGAGCAGAGCCAGAGGCAGGAGGAGGAGCAGGCGAAGGGCCCACUGGAGCACGUGCUCCUCAAACGCCAGCAGAAGCACGAGGAGCAGAAUGCUCGAGAGGAAGAAGAGAGAGUUCGGGACGAAGCACAGCUCAUGGAGUUCGUUCGCGUGAGACAGAACCUGAGGAAGAUCCACUCCGCUUUGCAAAGCAAGGCCACAAACUCCUGAAUCUGCCGCGACAGUCCAUACCCCUCACGAGAGAGAGGGACAUCAAUUAGGCUCUGAGCUUCUCCAGCUGUUUUAGAAAUCACCUGCUGUACAAAUCAUGAACUGAAAGUCAAACAGAGAAGUUUCGUCAUGUCAUUCAGAUUCAAAGCAUUCAAACUUUUUGCUGUUAUUAUCGUAGUUUCAGUGAUCUGGAUUGCAAAACCACACCAGUAUUUGUGUCUUUGUGGGGUGGCCUGUUACAAAAGUAGACUGUGAAUUUAGCUCUUUCUUUAUUUCCUGCUAAGUGAGCCAAAUAUUGGUGAUGCAAUGUGCUGUUUAAUUUCUGAGAAAAGAGAGAGAACUUUUCACUACAGCUCUUCACAAGGGUGUGAGAUGUUUUGAUUAAGAGCUUAAAUGAAGAUGUAAGGUAUUCCUGAGAGUUUUUUGUUUCUUUACAGUAGGCCUAACACUAUGUUUAUUUUGAGACUAUUAUGUCAGUGUUUACACUUUGCAAUACAUCUAUGACAUACCUUAACUGUACUAGGCUAUGCUUUGGUAUUGAAGCUUAAUAAAAAUCUAAAUGUCCCUCUUUUCAUUUUCUGAUGCAUUCUGAUAAAAACUAAACCUGAUUUGAUGUCAAAUGUGAAUGCCGAUAAAUGACAAACACAUUUCAUUUAGUGGUAAUUUCAAAUU
Clupea harengus (Atlantic herring) is the source of this 1711-nucleotide messenger RNA. Its product is annotated as protein FAM107B. Bases 350 to 1039 code for a protein of 229 amino acids. The transcript is spliced from 5 exons. The record is from RefSeq and is a predicted model, not a curated record. Gene Ontology annotation, cellular component: neuron projection; synapse; stress fiber. Lineage: Eukaryota; Metazoa; Chordata; Actinopteri; Clupeiformes; Clupeidae. Gene Ontology annotation, biological process: actin filament polymerization; actin filament bundle assembly; regulation of actin cytoskeleton organization.